Molecule: messenger RNA, 1580 nt
Organism: Filobasidium floriforme
Lineage: Eukaryota; Fungi; Basidiomycota; Tremellomycetes; Filobasidiales; Filobasidiaceae
Exons: 11
Coding region: 138-1331 (397 amino acids)
Source: RefSeq, a predicted model, not a curated record
CCCGGAUGGUUCUGUUCUUCCUCCUCCUCUAUGCUGCCUCCGGACGUUCACGAUUGAUUCAAUUUCAGUACAUACUUGCGUCGAAACCUGCAUAGAGCCUUUAAGCACCUGCCUAGUCGGAUUGAUAACGCAAGAAUAUGGCGACCAGCGUCAGGAGGAAGAACCUGGCCGUCCUCGGUGGGAUAUGUGUGGGUUUCAUCGCCGGUAUCAUGCUGCACGACAGCGGCAAGAUGUUAGCCGGUAUCCCCCCUUCCUCCCAAUCCCAAUCCCACUCCAACCACCCCACCUGCCCCUCUCAAUGCCUCGACGAUCCGUACGCUAAACCGGGUAUGGUCCUCUGGGGUAAAGACCAGUUCGGCAAAGAGACCCGUUAUGUGCCCUUCCCCUCCGUCUUCUCCUCGACCUCCUCACAACAAGAGAAGUUGCCAAUGAGGACCAAAGACUUGGACGUCGGGGGGACGGCUUAUUGGAGUAAUACUACCGAGGCUCUCGAGUUGGCCGUACCCGCUUACACGCAGGCUAUCAAGAAUAAAGAGGAGGAGACGGUCGCGUUCGCCAGGAACAAGCUGGCGCUGUUUAUCGGUUCAAGCCACGAUCGUGCCAACGUGGAAACCUUUUGUCUGGCCGUCGGUGGGAAAUCUCAGAGUUGGGGGUCACACAUCGCCGCGGUGUGUCACGUAGAUUGGCUCAACCUGACGCUGGCCAGUUGGUUCUUGGUCGGCAUGGUAGACGACGAAACCGCCGACUGGUUCGUCUCCACCGAAAAGCGCCCGAUCACCUUUGAACGACGGAUACCCGAGAUCAUGUUGCCCUGCAUGAAAGAAGCCGGGUUGGAGGAUAUGAAGCCGGACUUGGUCGUCUUUAGUAGCUUGUUCUGGGAUGAGAGCUUUAUCUGGAGGCACGGCAUGCAAGUCGGACACUACAGCACCGACCCUACCGACGGCCUGCACGGCUUCUUCUACGAAGAGCUCAAAUGGCACCGAUCUCGGGUACACGAACUGAUCGUCUACCUCCGGUCGAUGUUUGGCGAAGACGUACCUCUCAUGUUCAGGACCCGCCAACAUAGGGCCAAGAACAGGUGGGGUGGGGUGCUCAAGAUCUUCCAACUAGAUCAGAGUUUGAAGUCUCUAGCGAGGGAGACUGGGGUGAGGUAUUUCAGCUGGGGGAGCAAGCUCGAAGGUUGGCUCAAUUUCCAGGACGAGGAUCAACACUACAGCUUUGGCCCUACGACUUAUCUUUUCGGCGACAUGUUCCUGUUUUACCUGCACCAAGCCUCUGUUCCGGGUUGUUGGGCAUGUCAGUUACAUCUGGAUACAGGUUCAGAGACGUAGCGUCGUUUGUAUCUUGCUCGGCAGCAAAGCAAGCACGAUUCGUUCAGGAGAUCACAGAAGGAUCAGGACCGCUUUCGCGUUAAAGUUUAUAGACGUUUCCGGGCUUGUCUCCGGAUGAUAAUGAUGAUCUCGCUCUCGUCUAUCCGGAAAGUACAGUAGCUACCGAGGAUUUGGCUUUUGGCUUGUGAAAGCCAGCAGCUCUCUCUCCCUCUCUCUCUUGAGAAGAUGAAAACGCGGAGCCUGUCGCCA